UUUUAUUUUGGAUAUCCAUUUGAUUAUUACAUCAUCGUUCACAUUUAAUUCAGAAAUCAGUAACAAAAAGUGAUUUUUUUUUAUUUUUCAAAUGAAAGACAAAAUAGCUAUGUCAACUACAAACAUUACCAAUAAUGAAUCUGAUACAAAUCAUCGAGACAAUUUUACGGAAGUAAAAUCAAAGUGUAAGCAGAAAAUCAAAGAUAUUCAAUCAAAAUCACGAAUUAAUCCGGUGUCUAUCCUUCGGGAAAAUGCUCACGAAUGGAAUGUAUCGAUUGAAUCGGCUGAAUUUGCAAGGUUAAUGGAUAAACAUGAUCCGUUGCGUUCAUUUCGGCAGAUGUUUACGUUUCCAAAGAAAUCUCAUCUACCCAACAUUGAUAAAACCAUUCUAAAAGAUCCUGAGGAAGAAUGUAUCUACUUAUGUGGCCAAUCAUUGGGCUUAAAACCAAAAUUAUUGGAUCAAAAUGUACAAAAAGUAUUGGAUAAUUGGUCAAAAAAAGGUGUACACAGUCAUUUUCAUGGAUAUCUACCGGCUGCAUUAUCCGAUCUUCCGGCAAAAAAAUUAAUGGCACGUAUGGUUGGUGCACAAGAACAUGAAAUUGCAAUCUUAAACGGUUUAACCGUGAAUCUACAUCUGCUACUUGCAACAUUCUAUCGACCCGAUUCAAAUCGAUAUAAAUUGAUGAUCGAAGAUCAUGCAUUCCCUUCUGAUACGUAUGUGGCUAAAUCACAACUACGAUCGCAUGGAAUAUCACCGGAAAAAGGAUUGAUAUUAUUAAAACCUCGAAAAGGAGAAAAUUUAUUAAACGAAGAUGACAUCAUCCGAUUGUUUGAUGAACAAGGUGAUCAGAUUAAAGUUGCAUUAUUACCGGCUGUUCAAUACUAUACAGGUCAAUUGUUGAAUGUAAAACGCUUGACUGAAGCAGCUCACAAAAAAGGCAUAUUAGUAGGAGUGGAUUUAGCUCAUGCAGUAGGUAAUGUCCCGAUUUAUCUUGAUGAAUGGAAUGUCGAUUUCGCAGCAUGGUGUACAUAUAAGUAUAUGAAUGCCGGUGCUGGAAGCAUGGGAGCAAUUUAUGUGAAUGAAAAAUAUUUCACAAAUUAUAGCGAAACAUUUCCCAUGUAUCAAGGAUGGUGGGGUAAUAAUGUAGAAACGAAAUUCCUGAUGAAAGGUGAUUUCGAUCCAGCUUUAGGUGCUGAUAUGUUUAAAUUGAGCAAUCCAUCACCAGUGUUGAACGCAAUGCUUAUGACGAGUCUGGAGAUAUUCGAACAAACAUCGAUGGAAGAAUUACGACAAAAAGAAUACUUACUGACAGGAUAUUUAGAAUUUAUGAUUAAAUCGUUUUUCCCUCAAACGGAUAAACGAAAUAAUCAUCAACGAUCAGCAGAUAAUAAUGGCGAUAGUCGAUCAUUAUUAAUGCCAUCCAUCAAAAUCAUUACACCAUCAGAUCCGGAACAACGAGGAGCCCAAUUAUCAUUAAUUUUUUCCGUACCACUUUCGAUCAUUCACGAACAAUUUCAGAAGCGUGGCAUUGUGUGUGAUAUUCGAAUGCCAAGUGUGAUGCGUGUUGCACCUACUCCAUUAUAUAAUUCAUUCACCGAUGUUUAUCGAUUCAUUACAACACUGUAUGAAAUAUUUCAAAAUAUGGAUAGCCUAUCCAGUAGCCAUGAUGAUGAUGAUAUUUCAAUAAUGACAAAAGAGACGGUUGGUGGUAUGAAUCAUGAAAACAAUGAUGAUGGCCAAGGAUCUUCUAUAUCUGGUUCAGAUUCGGAGGCUGAUUCGCUUGGUGGCAGCACAAAUACUCUUUAAAAUUGAGAAUAUAAUCUUUUUUUUUAUUAAAAAACCUAAUAAUUAACAAUGAGAGAAUAUUCAAUUUUCUCCAUAGAUAUUUUUUUCAUUGAUA
Messenger RNA from Dermatophagoides pteronyssinus (European house dust mite), 1901 nucleotides. RefSeq names its product kynureninase-like. NCBI's taxonomy places the organism in Eukaryota, Metazoa, Arthropoda, Arachnida, Sarcoptiformes, Pyroglyphidae. The record is from RefSeq and is a predicted model, not a curated record. Gene Ontology annotation, molecular function: kynureninase activity; pyridoxal phosphate binding. Gene Ontology annotation, biological process: NAD+ biosynthetic process. Gene Ontology annotation, cellular component: cytoplasm.